Molecule: messenger RNA, 1299 nt
Organism: Kockovaella imperatae
Lineage: Eukaryota; Fungi; Basidiomycota; Tremellomycetes; Tremellales; Cuniculitremaceae
Exons: 8
Coding region: 252-1265 (337 amino acids)
Source: RefSeq, a predicted model, not a curated record
UGUUCUCAGUCCCUUCAAGCCCUGGCUACUCAUCGGGAUUAAUCGGACUCUUCUGCCACGUUGCUACUCGGUAAAUAUCGGGGAUGACCCGGUUACCCCACACACCCGCAGAUCCCAUCACAUAAAUUAGACAAGAAGCAGGUCUCUCAACAUUAUCAACGUGUCUGCCUGUCAACGUGCAAAUCACAGGCUGAGAUCACGCCAGGGAGCUUCGAGUCGCUCCAACUUUGACUUGACAGUCCUCAUUUACCAUGCCUCAACGACCUCAGGAGCUGGUCAAGUACCUAUCCACUCCUCUCCCUCAACUUCGCGAACAGUAUCCUCCUGGAACAGGUGGAACUGGUCCACGAAGCGAUUGGUCCGAGGGCACAUUGAAGACCGUUCAGGUCAUUGAUGAUUUCGAACAGCAAGUCAAAGACUACCUCUCCAAACAGACAAAGGAGCCUAUCAGCCCACACCCGAAUCACAAGUUCCCCAAGUUCUUACAGGAAAUCUCGAGCGUCCCAAAUGUGUUAAAAGCACCGGCAGAUCUCCAGAAAUGUCUUUCCACCCUCCCCCUGGCAGCUGUAGGGUCUGUUCUCACUGCGCUCGAUUCGGAUCCGGCAGACUUUGAGCAUGACCAACAGACGGGUAAAGCCAUCGAUGGUGCAGGCUAUGAGAGCGACGGCGGCGAACACGCACAUGCGACUGCCCAACCUCUCCGGGACCAAAAGACAAAGCCGUGGCAAUGGCGGUUCAACAAGUCCCCAAUGGGCUCCGGCGAGUUCCACUUGAUCAAGCGGGACUCUGAGGAUGUCAAACUGGUAGUUAGGACCAUCAACUCCAGCGCAUUUUCCGCUGAGGAUUGGAAGGAAUAUGUCGUCUCCGGAUCUUAUCACUACGACACGCGAUCCCGUGCCUCGUGGUAUUGGUCACGUUCGUGGGGUGCUACCAAGCGCCUCGGAUGUGAUUAUUGGGUCUUGACGGACUGGCAACGAUGGGUCUUUGGGAAGUUUGAUACUCCAAAAGAACACGGAUGGGUAUCGCCAAUCCUCAACUUUGAUAGCGAGAACCCUUCCAUCCUGCAAGCUCUUUUCUACUGGUGCAGAUCCGCGAUUGGUGAUACGAAUGGCUAUAAGGAGGAAUUGAAAGAUGUUUCCGGCUCUGAAAAGCUCUUCCCUGUCAAUCUCGGACGCAGGUCGUCCGUCAAGGGCAAGGACGCCUCCGGGACCAGAGUCAAGAGAGCCAAUGAGAGUGAUAUCGAGGAGAGUGAUGUCGAAGAAUGAUUACGAUCAUGGGGCUUUUGAAGACGCGGGCCUG